UUAAAGAAAGGCCAUUCCUGAAACUGCAAAGGGUCUACCUAAAAUUUCCCACAGUUUCCUUAAGAUUUCAAAACUUCAACUUCUUACAGAUCUUGCUCCGUUUAUCUGGGUUUCCUAGUCUCGAAUUGUCAAGUCUUCAGUUAGCUGAACCUGGGGGACUCUUUAGAUUUGAGUUUGUUUCGAAUGAUCUAGUUUCUGGUUGGAAGCGGAUAACACUUCUAAUUAUUACAUUUUCGAUUGAAGUCGUUCGUCAGUUUUGCAGAUAGACUCUGCUGUAAAUUUGGCUUUCUAUGCUCCGAAUUCAGGGGUAGAGGUUUUGGCGUGGCUAUUAAUAUGAGCAAUCAAUCACGCAGGAAACCCAAUGAUGCCCUGACCAUGAAGCUUAUCGUGGCUACAUUCGUAGGUGUAGUCUUUGGCUUCACCAUUGGAGUGUCAUUUCCAAUGCUGUCAUUAAGUAAACUAAAUUUCCCAUCCAGCCUUCUUCCAACUUUCGGUCUCCCAUAUAUUGAAGGAAGAAACUCAGGCCGCUCCAGGGAGCCGAUUCUAAACGUUCAGCCUUCUGUCAAGAAUAAUAAUAGAAACUCAAGCCGAACACAUAUUUUGAAUGGGACGUCAGAGAUUUGGGUCCCGUCAAAUCCUAGAGGUGCAGAAAGUCUACCUCCAAAAAUUGUUUCUUCUGAAUCAGAUUUGUAUGCACGUAGACUGUGGGGUAAUCCUAGUGAGGACCUAACCACCAAGCCGCAGUAUCUUGUAGCUUUUACGGUUGGUUACAACCAAAGAUACAAUAUUGAUAGAGCAGUCAGAAAGUUUUCAGAGAAUUUCGUAAUCCUUCUCUUUCAUUAUGAUGGACGAACAUCAGAAUGGGAUGAAUUCGAAUGGUCGAAGCGGGCUAUUCAUGUUAGUGCUCGUAAGCAGGCAAAGUGGUGGUAUGCCAAACGAUUUUUGCAUCCUGACAUUGUUGCACCAUAUGACUACAUUUUUAUUUGGGAUGAAGACCUUGGAUUGGAUCAUUUUGAUGCAGAUGAAUAUGUAAAGUUAGUCAGGAAGUAUGGAUUAGAGAUUUCACAACCUGGUUUGCAACCAAGUAAAGGUUUAACGUGGCGAAUGACGAGGAGAAGAGAUUGGGGUGAAAUUCACAAAGAGACAGACGAAAGACCAGGAUGGUGCACUGAUCCUCAUUUACCUCCCUGUGCUGCUUUUGUCGAGAUCAUGGCUCCAGUUUUUUCCCGAGAUGCAUGGCGUUGUGUUUGGCAUAUGUUACAGAAUGAUCUGGUCCAUGGUUGGGGUCUUGACUUCCUCCUUAGAAGAUGUGUGGAUCCCGCACACGAAAAGAUUGGAGUUAUAGAUUCCCAGUGGAUUGUUCACCAGGGUGUGCCUUCACUUGGAAGCCAGGGAGAAUCACAAAAUGGAAGGGCACCAUGGGUAGGGGUGAGUGAACGGUGUAGAAGAGAAUGGACAAUGCUUCAGAGUCGUUGGGCAAUCGCAGAGAAUGAGUACUUAAAAGAUAUCAAGGACGGGGUUGUCCCCUUGCAUGCAGAAAUGCAUUAGAAAACGAAGUCAGUAGCCGUUAGAUUUGUACGAUAGUAGACACAUAUUAGGCCAAGAUUCAACUUGGGAAGGUGAUGAGAGAGCCAGGCUCAGAAGUCAUAAUGAUCCAUUUUUUAUUUUUAGAAUUCAGUUAACCUUCCUUCAUUCUGUAACAUUGUGAUCUCUGAAUUACAAAUUUCAAAGGCUUGUGAUAGUUGGAACUACGUUGUAAAGUGAUGGUUUGAUGGAGCUGAAUUAUAGUCUCUGAUUGUUAGACAAGGCAACAGCAGAAAAGUUGUAUUGUAUCUAGACUGACAUGGUGUUUAUGCAGCCUCUUACAAUUCUGAUUUAAA
Momordica charantia (bitter melon) is the source of this 1880-nucleotide messenger RNA. RefSeq lists its product as uncharacterized. The record is from RefSeq and is a predicted model, not a curated record. NCBI's taxonomy places the organism in Eukaryota, Viridiplantae, Streptophyta, Magnoliopsida, Cucurbitales, Cucurbitaceae.